This is a messenger RNA of Chara braunii, 4314 nucleotides long. NCBI's taxonomy places the organism in Eukaryota, Viridiplantae, Streptophyta, Charophyceae, Charales, Characeae. The record is from the annotation of a GenBank genome assembly.
GGACACGAGUGAUCCCAAGCGUCACAGGAGCAACAGGAGGCGCUGAGAGAGAGUGGUUGGAUGGUUGGACCCAUCUGUCCGACCCAUCUGUCUCUACGGCGGUAGUUCCGAAAAAUUGGAACCACCCCGCCAGUUUUGCUUCGGUUGGCGACGGCGCUGGAUUUCGCGCCGGCCAUCGGAAACCGGCGCCGCCAUCGCCAGCAGCUUCCAACUUCCAAACAGUCCAACAAUUUCAACUUCCGAAGAGCAACCGCUCCCCCUCCCGCUCCCGCUCCCGCCCCCGGCCUCCUUUUCCCCAACCCAGUUAGUUUCGUUCUUAUUACCCCAAAGGCGGCGGCAGUACCUUAAAAAAGGAGUGAGGCCGCACCUCAGGGACGAAGGAGGCGGGAAGUAAACAAAGGAAGAGGUUUGUGUGCAGAGGGCGUGCUCAGUGGUGGCUCUGUCUGUCUCGAAUUGGAGUGGACGCGGGACUGCAGCGGAAGAGAGAGGGACAGAGAGAGAGGGAGUGAGGGAGGGAGAGAGCGAGCGAGCGGCGCGGCGCGGCGGCUGUAGGGCCGCAGGACAGUCCGUGGCCCCGUCCGCGACAUCUCGCCAUGGAGGCUCUGGCGGCUUCUGCCGCCGCCGCGUGUGCGCAAGCGCCCUGCGCCGCAGCCGUCUCCGCCGCCGCCAGCGCACGAGGUGGCAGCGGCAAUGGGGAUGCUGGUAGCUCGGUGCGAUGUCGCUCUUCCUCGGCGGCGAGAUUGGCGGUGAAGUUCGUGGGCGGUGGAGGCGCAAUUGGGGGUUCGUCGGCGCGCCUGCAUGCGCUGGAGGGGCACUCGUGCGCCGCAGCCGCCGCGCGUUCACCGGAGGUCUUUGCCUGCGCGUCUGCCUUCCCCGCGGCGGGCGCCGGAGCUACCCCCGCCUUCCACCUGUCAUCUUCCGCGUCCCUUGCGCCGGGCUUGAGCAAAUGGGCAGCGCCAACGACGUCGGGACGAGUGAUCAGACGCAGGGGUGGGGAGAAGGUCUCCGGCGCGCGGGCUUCCGCCGCCGCCGCCUCCGCCGACUUCGCCGCUGGCGAUGGCGCGCCGACUUCCUCCGCCGCCACCGCUUCUCUCUCCGCCCCCGCUGAGGCCAAGUUCUUUGGCAUUGGCACCAAGACCCUCAAGAAGAUCAUCCCUCUCGGCCUUAUGUUUUUCUGCAUUCUCUUUAAUUACACCAUUCUGCGCGACACGAAGGAUGUGCUUGUUGUCACGGCGGCGGGAGCGGAAAUCAUCCCCUUCUUAAAGACAUGGGUCAAUCUUCCCUUAGCCAUCGCCUUCAUGUUUCUCUACGCCAAGAUGUCCAAUGCUCUGUCACGAGAGGCGCUCUUUUACGCCACUCUCGUCCCCUUCAUUGCCUUCUUCGGCGCCUUCGCCUUCUUUCUGUACCCGCUGAAGGGUGUAUUGCAUCCGGAGGCGUUUGCAACAAUGCUGCUGAACUUCGCCGGGCCAAGAUUUGCGGCUCCCAUCGCGAUCUUGAGGAACUGGACCUUUGCGCUCUUUUACGUCAUGGCGGAGCUCUGGGGGAGUGUUGUCGUCUCGGUUCUGUUCUGGGGUUUCGCUAAUCAGAUCACGACGGUGGACGAAGCGAAGCAAUUUUAUCCGUUGUUUGGGCUUGGCGCCAAUGUGGCAUUGAUCUUUUCCGGAAGAACAGUCAAGUACUUUUCACAGCUCCGCGGUCAGCUGCCCCCGGGCGUCGAUGGCUGGGGCCAGUCUCUUAAAUGGAUGAUGCUCCUGGUGGUGGGAAUGGGUGCUAUCAUCAUGGGGAUCUACUGGUGGGUCAAUACCUUCGUUCUUAAUACCGAUGCUUCUCUGCCCAAGCCGGAUGCUGUAAAGAGGAAGAAGAACAAGCAGAAGAUGGGCAUGGGUGAGAGCUUCAAGUUCCUUGUUAGCUCGCAGUACAUCCGCGACCUUGCGACACUGGUUGUUGCUUAUGGUAUCAGCAUCAACUUGGUUGAAGUGACAUGGAAGAGCAAGAUCAAGGCCCAGUUCCCCAACCCGAACGACUACUCCGCAUUUAUGGGCGACUUCUCAACGGCGACUGGUGCUGUCACAUUUGCCAUGAUGCUUCUGAGCCGUGUUAUUUUCAGGAAGUACGGAUGGGGCACGGCAGCACUGAUCACCCCCACAGUUCUGCUCAUUACCGGAGUUGCCUUCUUCUCGUUGGUCCUGUUUAGCGGGCCCCUCACGCCAGCUCUGGCGGCCGUUGGGUUAACGCCUUUGUUGGCUGCUGUCUAUGUGGGUGCGGCGCAAAACAUCUUCAGCAAGAGCGCCAAGUACAGUCUCUUUGACCCCUGCAAGGAGAUGGCCUAUAUUCCACUGGACGAGGAAGUCAAGGUUAAGGGAAAAGCUGCCAUUGAUGUGGUUUGCAACCCACUGGGCAAGUCUGGCGGUGCCCUGAUCCAGCAGUUCAUGAUCAUCGGGUUCGGAUCGCUGGCGCAAUCGACUCCCUACCUGGGAGUCAUUCUGCUGUUUAUCGUCCUGGCAUGGAUUGCGGCAGCACGCUCCUUGGACAAGCAAUUCACUCCUCUGGCAAAGGAAGAUCUGAAGGGCAAGCUGCAGAAAGAGAAAAUUGCUACUCUGCAGCCAGUAGCAGCAGAACCUACACAGCCUGCAAAGGAGGUCACAUACCGCCUUGUCAGUGGACUCAACGAGAAGGGUUUCGUGGAGGGGCACUAUGUGCCCAUUGUGGAUGGGGAACCAGUUCCUCAUAGCCCGGCAGUGGAUGGCCAGCCGGAGCAGGUUGUGGAGUCAACUGAUGGAGCACCAGCGGUAGGGGUGGUGGACGGGGGAAACGGGAGCUCUGUCAUGCCACAGAAAACUGAGGGCGGGGAGGAAGCUGCCAGUGCUGAGACGGUUGUAAGAUCGUGAAGCAGCUUCACUUUGAAUUAUGUUUUUUAGAAAUGGGGGAAUGGUGUGUGUGUGUGUGAGAGAGUGAGAGAGUGAGUGAGUGAGAGAGGGAGAGAGAGAGAGAGAGAGAGAGAGAGAGAGAGAGAGAGAGAGAGAGAGAGAGAGAGAGAGAGAGAGAGAGAGAGAGAGAGCGUGAAGAUUUUGUGAGGGAGUGAGAGUGUGUGAUGUAAGGGGAAGGAGAUGAGAGAUGGUUGGAGAUGGGUGUUGUUGAGAUGGUGGUUGUGUUUUUCAGUGAAGCACAGAGUUGAUUGUACAAUCGACAGUAGGGAGUACAAUGUCAAGACGGUUUCCCAACUCAGAUUGGGUAUAUAGAUGGGAUCCGAGAGUUUUAAACAGAGGGUGCACUGUCUGGUUCAUCUGGUGGAUAAGGAUUGGAGAGAGCAUAUGAUUGCAUUGCAACCCUGCAGCAGUAGGCACAGGUGAGCUGUAGUGUGACGAUUCUCUGUGUUGGCAGGCAGUGGUUAAGCUGGUCUGAUAUAUAUCUAGCUAUGGCUAUGUAUGGGUGCAGAAUUCCGGUGAAGGGGACGCACCUCUAGUGGAAGGAUGCAGAGAAGUGUCUCUAUAUGUUGUGCUGAGACUUGAUAGGUUUCUGAUAGCUCACUUGUGGCAGCAAACUGGAAGCUGCGAGGGACAUAACUGAAAAAGGAUAAGAACAGAGAGGGAGGUGAAUGCAAGAGUGGAGAAAUGCAAUCCCCUUGAUAUAGGAUCAAAUUUGGCUGUCUUAUGAGGCCAAUGCUUUUUUCUUAGCGAGUGUUCUGUGCGAGUCCUCCAGUAAGUUUUCCUGAGCUUGUUGCAGUUAGUGUGUCUGUGUGUCUGAUGGAUGAACUCGCUGUGGAGAGAAGGGAGGGGGUUGUCAAGGUACUAUUUUGGAUAUCCUGCAGUGACUUUUUUGAGAGAUGAGGGCAAUAUGCCCAAUUGGGCUGGGUGGGGGGUCAUCCGGUCCUAAAAUUUUAUCCGGUCUGAUCUCUCAUGUGGUUUAAUUUACUUUGACGAAUUCCGUAGUGAGUGCACUUGAGUCGAGAGAACUGAACAGCAACUCGCUGUUGGGGUCGUUUAUACUCGUUUCUUUUGGUGUUGUUUUUUACUCGUUUCUUUUGGAUGGAGAGACACCGUCGAAAUCUGUCGGGAAAGGUGGUGUUGGUGGUGUUGAUGUCUGUUGUACCACUUGUAUGCAGUACUUUAAUGAAAAAGAAGGUGAGGAGGUUAACUUUUUAAAAUUUGAAGGGUAUAUAUGAGAAGUGGGGAAAUGUAAGGGCGGCGUGUGCAACCACACUUUCAAGUUUUAAGAUGUACGACACACCACUGUAGUAAGUCAGCUGAGUGUACAGUACCUUGUGGUGGGGAUCCCACUGGCGGUCCCAGAGUUAAUUAACUUUGCAGGCCAAGU